AUCCGAGCUCAUGCCUCGGUUACGCCCAGUAAUCAGCCAAGUGCCAGCUUAGCAGCGUUUGUUGUAGUUGGCUUUGAUUAGGACGGCCUAGCUCGCUUGCGUCUAUGCAUUUCUGGCAGCUACUCGAAGGGUCAUGAUCGUGGUUUCCUUUUGAAUCCGUGAGUUUAGUCGAGGCAAGCUCCUCGCGUUUUGGAAACCUAGUGAUUCUAACAGAGAUGUCUGAUCCGAUUAGGUCCUUUAGGGAAGCGGGAGAUGAAGCUGAAACUAGUCAUCGAUCUUCUCGAGGGCCCCUUUUUGAGAUUGAAAGCGACACAGUACAGAAGACUAUUCUUGUAACGGGUGGUGCUGGGUACAUUGGCAGCCAUACAUGUGUCCAGUUGCUGGAAGAAGGAUUUAGGGUGAUAGUCGUCGACAACUUGGCAAACUCGUCCGAAGAGGCCGUGAGAAGAGUUGUUGAACUGGCCAAGGACAAAGGCAGUAAUUUGUCGUUCCUUAAGCUCGAUCUUCUCGACAAAGAAGCAGUUGACGCCAUCUUCCGAAGCCAUCAUGUCGACGCGGUCAUUCAUUUCGCCGGCCUUAAAGCCGUUGGUGAGAGUGUCAGCCUACCCAUGAAGUACUAUCACAACAAUCUGGUCGGGACAUUGAACUUGCUUGAAGUUAUGUCGGAGCAUGAUUGCAAGAAGAUCGUAUUCUCGUCGUCCGCAACCGUCUAUGGCCAACCGAAUCGCGUUCCUUGCAUGGAGGAUGACACCCUGCAAACCCUCAACCCGUACGCCAGAACCAAGUUAUUCAUUGAAGAGAUUUUGAAGGACGUGCAAAAGGCGGAUGCAGCAUGGCGAAUAGUCAUCUUGCGAUACUUCAACCCUGUUGGCGCUCACCCAAGCGGUAGAAUUGGCGAAGAUCCAAAAGGCCUUCCUAACAAUCUAAUGCCAUUUCUUCAGCAAGUCGCCGUGGAUAGAAGGCCGCAUCUUAUGGUCUUCGGCAACGACUACGAUACACGAGAUGGAACAGGGGUCCGAGACUUCAUCCAUGUAAUGGAUCUUGCAACUGGACACGCGGCUGCUCUUCAGAAAAUCUUCCACACUGCGGAUAUGGGCUGUGCAAUCUACAACCUCGGGAAUGGCCAAGGGAGCUCUGUUCUUGAAAUGGUUGCAGCUUUUGAGAAGGCAGCUGGCAAGAAAAUACCAGUGAAGAUUGUGGAGCGGAGACCUGGCGAUGCAAGCGAGGUUUAUGCAUGCACAGUGAAGGCUGCUCGGGAACUUGGUUGGAGGGGGAAGUACUCGAUUGACGACAUGUGCCGGGAUCAGUGGAAUUGGGCCCGGAAUAAUCCAUGGGGAUACGCUGAUGGUCCCCUGCCGUCAGAAGCUGGAGAGAGACCAGCACAAGGAGCUCCUGAUGUUUCGAAUGCAACGCUCACCAAAGAGUCUUCCAAUGGUCUUGCUUUAGGAGACAAGCACAAGGAAAAAGUCUCAGUAGACCUAUGAUGAUCCUGGGUUGCCUGAGCGCCCUACAGCCCACUACCGGCAAUUUGGAAGUUACCCUAAUGUUACUACAUGGCCAUACUUAGUGGCUAGCUGACAUAGGUUGCCUGAUCAAUCCAGUCCGGCCUGUUGAAGACCAACUUGAAAUAAGACAGGAAUGUGUCAACAUAUUGAUGUACAUUGUUA
Molecule: messenger RNA, 1667 nt
Organism: Closterium sp. NIES-67
Lineage: Eukaryota; Viridiplantae; Streptophyta; Zygnematophyceae; Desmidiales; Closteriaceae
Source: the annotation of a GenBank genome assembly